This is a messenger RNA of Fundulus heteroclitus (mummichog), 1838 nucleotides long. Its product is annotated as transcription factor 7. Lineage: Eukaryota; Metazoa; Chordata; Actinopteri; Cyprinodontiformes; Fundulidae. Gene Ontology annotation, cellular component: beta-catenin-TCF complex. Bases 101 to 835 code for a protein of 244 amino acids. The transcript has 8 exons. Gene Ontology annotation, molecular function: RNA polymerase II cis-regulatory region sequence-specific DNA binding; DNA-binding transcription factor activity, RNA polymerase II-specific. The record is from RefSeq and is a predicted model, not a curated record. Gene Ontology annotation, biological process: regulation of transcription by RNA polymerase II; canonical Wnt signaling pathway.
UCGUCCAUUGUUGCUCCACUAUGGCUGGAGCAGGAAUGAGAAUGACCAGCAGGUGGCACUAUUCCUCCUCUUCACCUGGUUGAGCAACAGUUUGUAAAGGAUGAGCCAAAGAUUGACCUGCAUCAGAAGCAAAGGAGUGAACCAGCCGGAGGAGAGACACAGAGUACCGAGGACCAUCACCACCUGCAGGAUGGAUCAGAUUUUUGAUUCAGAAGAGAUGCUAUUUUUGAGUGGACUGAGUGAAACUGUUGGAGAUCCGAGCUCUGAUAAACAGCAGGUACUCCACUGGCCUCUUCAGGACUCAGAGCUGCAGUUUUACAGUCUGACCAGCGGGGGGCAGAACCACUCAUCACACACCCCUGCAGGUACCUCCGUCCAUCCUCUGGUUCCCCUCCUCCUCUACAGCGACAGACACCUCCCCCUCUCUUCUCCGUACAACCAGCCAAUGAGCGAGCCUGUUGCCCCACCUGCUGACCCACCUACCUGUACACGCCCCUGUUACCACAGUAACAGUGUUUCCAGCAGGCAGGCGGUAAAGAAGCCUCUGAACGCCUUCAUGCUCUACAUGAAGGAGACGAGACACCAGGUGCUGCAGGAAGGCUGCGAGAAGGAGAGCUCCGCCAUAAACCGCAUCCUGGGACGCAGGUGGCACGCCCUGUCUCGCUCCGAGCAGUCCAAAUACUACGAGCUGGCCCAGAAGGAGCGGCUGCUCCACAUGCAGCUUUACCCUGGAUGGUCCGCCAGGGACAACUACGGGAAGAGGAAGAGGAAGCAGAACCAGCAGCAGGGGGUCGGAAACUCUUCCAGGUCAGGGUUCAUCUGCAGCCAGCUUUAGUUCAGUAUCAAUCGUUUGAAAGACUUGAAACUCUGAACUCCACAUCUAUAAAACAUACCCAGUACUGUUGUAUAGUAACCAUGAAAUAUGGCACAUUUACACACUGGUUCUGUUUGGUAUUACAAUGAUAUUACAGGGUUCAGAACAUUUUUAUUAUUUCCUGUUGAUGCAGCCAAAUUUGGUCCCAGGUUUGAUGUCCUGUUGUUCACCGAGUCCACCGAGUGUAAAAUCAUGUGAUUAAAUUAAAUGUUUAUUUCCUUCAGAUUCCGUUUUAAUCUGUUGUCUCUACAUUAAAUGUUUUAAAGUUGAUUUGUGCAAUCCAGAAAAGACUCAAAGACUUUUAAAAGCAAUAUUUUUGACCCCCUCCCCCCAAAUAUAUCAUCUCCUAGCUAGUUAUAGCUUCACCACAUGCUCGACUUGGAGCCCUCCAUAGGCUGCUGGCAUGAUUGUGGCUCCAGAUUUGACUGCUUUUCUUCGUAGAGCUAAGAAUUAAAUUUCUUUGCGUAGACACAGUUUUCGUCUAUUGUCCCAGGCUACAGUCAGAAAAGUGGUGGUGACGCACCCUUCCUGUCAUAAAACAUCCCAAUCUUUGUCUGACCUGACUGUCAAUUCUCUCUUUGAGACCUUUGGGUUAUCCACGUGGGCAGCUCUCCAUUUUAGUGAAGCUUGAAGUUGCUGGUUCUGAUCCCUGUUGAUGUUAAACUGGUUUCACUAUGGAGUCUUGAUGCAUCCUCAAUUUAAUUCCAAACAAUUUUAUUAUUCCCAAAGGGAAAUUAAAGGUUGUAACUCAUACUAUCCAGGUUUCUUCAGAGCUGAGACAGAUGGCUGCAGACAGGAUCUCCUGUCAAGGUCUUUAUUACAGCAGGCCUGAAGAAGCCUCUGACUGAAGACACUGUUAUUGUAUGACAGCCUGAUGAAGAGGACGCUCAGGGUUGCUCAUUUUUAAAAACAAUCCUUUCUCUAAUUAUCUUGAGGUUUUAGCUCCGCCCAUCUCUAACUUCUC